Suillus discolor is the source of this 659-nucleotide messenger RNA. RefSeq lists its product as uncharacterized. Gene Ontology annotation, cellular component: proton-transporting V-type ATPase, V0 domain. Gene Ontology annotation, biological process: proton transmembrane transport. NCBI's taxonomy places the organism in Eukaryota, Fungi, Basidiomycota, Agaricomycetes, Boletales, Suillaceae. Gene Ontology annotation, molecular function: proton-transporting ATPase activity, rotational mechanism. The record is from RefSeq and is a predicted model, not a curated record. The transcript has 7 exons. Bases 88 to 585 code for a protein of 165 amino acids.
GUAGCCCUUUGUCAAGUCCAAGUACUUGGUUUGCGCAGAUUUUUUUUUCGCUCAUCUAGUGACCACCUAUAUACGACAUUCCUUGAAAUGCCAGCAGAACUCUGCCCACCAUAUGCGCCAUUUUUCGGCUUUGCAGGUGUCGCUUCAGCUAUGAUUUUCAGCACGCUUGGUGCUGCGUUUGGAACGGCAAAGGCUGGAAUUGCUAUUGCAGGCCUGGGGACGUUCAAACCUGAACUGAUCAUGAAGUCUCUGGUGCCUGUGGUUAUGGCAGGAAUCAUUGCGGUGUAUGGAUUAGUCGUAUCGGUUCUCAUCGCAGGAAAUUUGAACCCAUCGAAAGACUAUCCCCUAGCUGCAGGCUUCAUUCAUCUGGGAGCAGGCAUUUCUUGUGGAAUGACUGGCAUUGCUGCGGGCUAUGCUAUUGGCCUCGUCGGCGAUUCGUGCGUGCGGGCAUAUGUUCACGAGCAACGAAUAUUCGUGUCCAUGAUCCUCAUCCUGAUCUUUGCGGAGGUCCUGGGGCUUUACGGCCUCAUCGUUGCACUGUUGAUGAAUACGAGGGUCACUGGUCUCGUGGGUGUUUGCGAUUGAUCACUCAUGCUUCAUUACAUACAUUUUGUUCCCUACAUAAAUACAGGCUCCGAAUAAAAGCACAGACAAACUAU